Messenger RNA from Populus nigra (black poplar), 2226 nucleotides. RefSeq lists its product as uncharacterized. The transcript is spliced from 2 exons. Lineage: Eukaryota; Viridiplantae; Streptophyta; Magnoliopsida; Malpighiales; Salicaceae. The record is from RefSeq and is a predicted model, not a curated record. The coding region runs from base 253 to 2049 and encodes 598 amino acids.
CCAGAAUCAGCGCCUGGAAACAGUUCCCAUGCUUCCACAACCUUGUUAACUCCGCUCUCAUGUAUGAGAGAGAUAAAGAGGAGUAGAUGCAUGGCUCUUUUUACAUGACAAGCAAGGUCCUGUGAAUAUAAAAUUCUACAAUUAUACCUUGCUAAGGGAAAGGAAGGGGAAAGAACUCUAUCUUUUUCUUCUUCUUCUUCUUGUAGCUUUACUACACAACUAAGAGAGAGAUCGAGGGAAAAAGAGAGGAUCAUGGCUGCGGGAGGAGCCCACAAAGGAAAUGGUAAUGGAAAUAGAGGAAGGCCGUAUGGGUUGAUGCUGCUUUUAGCAUUUGGGGCUGCUUUGCUUGGUGUUAUGGUGCUACAUAAGUUCAGAGAGAGACGCAUCUUCAACCUCCUUGUCAAAGAGAAGGAUCGUGAGCUCAUGUCCCUCCAGCUUAUCUUGCAGAAGGAAAGAGAACGCAGCAAAGAAAUGAAAAGAAAGGCAGAAGAGAUGAAAGGGAAGAUAUACUCUCUAAGAACCCAAAAGAUGGAGCUUGACAGGAGGCAGCUGGAGAUGCAGUCCACAAUUGAUUCCAUAAAGGAUGAACAAAAGAUUAUGGAGUCUACCCUCGAGGAGAAGCAAAAUGAGAUCAAAAUGCUAAGAGAGAUGAACAUUGAUGCAGAUAAAGGAAACCUUCAAAUGGCGGAUCUUAUAGAAAGUCUGAAACAAAAGGAAGCUGAAAUUGAGGAAUUGAAGCACCACCUUGAAUACCCAGCUAAGAAAUGGUCAGUGAGCACAGACGACCCAUCAAGCCCACCCAUAAACAUGACUGUAUCCUCAAACAUGGUAAACGAGGGUAACAUAGAAGUCGAUAAAGGUAAAGAAGAGGAGGUUCAAUUGCAUGAAACUGCAUAUGAUGGCAAUGGUUUGGAUUCAAGGGGAAAUGGAGGCAACUCUACUUCCACCAAUCUAGAAAAGCAGGGUGAUACUGCCAUAGUUGAAAAUGCAAGUGAAAGCAGGGAAGGCAUUGCAGACAGGAGAGAAGUGUCAGAGGAAAAGGAAUCACAGAAACUUGAUGGAUCUAGAAAUGGAAGUUCCAUUGGCAUUGAUAAGGAUCAAGAGUAUGAAAAUGAAAGUUCUCAAGGGAAGCGUGCUUCUGGUGCAGGAGAGGAAAAUAACACUUCAAAUGCAACCGAGACAAUUGUCAGCAGAAUCGGAAGAGCAUCAAAAACUGCUGAUGCACAUAAUGAUGAGAAAUCAAGGGAUAGAGAAGAGCAUAAAUUUAACCUAGAUGGGCAACCUGGGCUUGAAAAUGUUCAGGAGGCAGAAGAUCGUCAAGAAACAUUAAGAGGUGGUGCGAGGCGGGAAAUGGUGGAUAACUCCAGAAGUAGGGGGAAGGAGAGGUACCACCAUGCUAGCAGAGUACGAGGAAAGAGGACAGUGGUUGCCAAGAAUAGGCUGCUGGAGAGCAGAAAUGAUGUAAACAAUGUUGCUGAGAAGACAAGAAAUAGAAAAUUUCCUAGGGAUGAUCAAGGUAGACUGAUAUACAGAGAAGGGGGAAGAGCAUCUAUUGAUGGAACAACAGAAGAAAUAACAAAGGCAGUAGGUUUUUCUAAAACCAAAUCAAUAGAGCAUCAAAACCAUGAAGACUCUAAGGACCUGGAAAACAAACUUGGGGAAGAUCGACAAAAUCAGCAGAUGAGUGAAGUUCAUGAGACAAUGAAAAGGCUCCCAGUAGCUCAUGACGCCAAAGUGCUGACAAAUGGAAGCCUUGAUGGCCAGCUCAGUAACAUCAGAAGCAAUGACAGAAAACAGAGCCUGGAUGAAGAUCAACAACAAGCCAGGGGCACAGAAGAAAGCCGAAACAGUAGCAAUAUGAACACUAAAGAAAACAGUGAUGAACAAGUGAUAAAUAUCAGCAAGCAUGAAAGGCAAGAACAAAUGGAGGAUUCAGAUGUAGAACACAAGACCGAUGCAGGUGCUGGAGAUUUUUACAAGGAAUCAGUUUCUGAUUUAGAAGAGGAUAAAGAAGAGUACAGAGAGGAAACUGAUGAGUCCGACUUCUAGCUGAUUACAAGCAUUUAAUAUUCUUGCUUACUGUAAAGGUUUUAAAUAUCUAUCUUCACGGCUGUUAGGACAGUUAUCAAGUUUGCUUAGUGUUUAAAACUAGAGAUGUAUUGGAAUUACCAUCCCAAAUCCAAAAAUACAAUACAAAAUUUGCAGGAGACUGCUGGUUAAAUAGAA